Molecule: messenger RNA, 660 nt
Organism: Clarias gariepinus (North African catfish)
Lineage: Eukaryota; Metazoa; Chordata; Actinopteri; Siluriformes; Clariidae
Gene: snrpd2
Product: small nuclear ribonucleoprotein D2 polypeptide
Exons: 3
Coding region: 129-485 (118 amino acids)
Biological process (GO): spliceosomal snRNP assembly; RNA splicing
Cellular component (GO): precatalytic spliceosome; U2 snRNP; U1 snRNP
Molecular function (GO): RNA binding
Source: RefSeq, a predicted model, not a curated record
CCGGAAGUAUUUUGGAUUGAGGCGGUUUAGAACCGGAAGUAGCGCCAUUACCUACGACGUUCAGUCGGCGUGUUAGCAGAUCGGCUACUUGCUUUAUCCGUCAGAGUUGUAACAGAAGAUUAAACAAAAUGAGUCUUUUGAACAAACCAAAAUCGGAGAUGACCCCUGAGGAGCUGCAGAAACGUGAGGAAGAAGAGUUCAACACCGGGCCGCUGUCCGUCCUCACGCAGUCCGUCAAGAACAACACGCAGGUGCUCAUCAACUGCCGCAACAACAAGAAGCUGCUGGGUCGAGUCAAAGCCUUCGACAGACACUGUAACAUGGUCCUGGAGAAUGUAAAGGAGAUGUGGACAGAGGUGCCCAAGAGUGGAAAGGGAAAGAAGAAGUCCAAACCAGUGAAUAAAGAUCGCUACAUCUCCAAAAUGUUUCUGAGAGGAGACUCGGUCAUUGUGGUGCUGAGGAAUCCACUGAUUACCGGCAAAUAACUUGUACACUCACUCUGAAACAUGUAAACACACAUACAUAUAUACACACACACACACACACACACACACACAAUGGUGGCUUGCUCUCAGUGAGAGACUUGGUGUGUAACAGCAGUACUGAUUGUGUCCCUUUGACUGGCUUGUGUUCUGAAUAAAUGUUUUGUAUUUACAGUCA